Messenger RNA from Oryctolagus cuniculus (rabbit), 12411 nucleotides. NCBI's taxonomy places the organism in Eukaryota, Metazoa, Chordata, Mammalia, Lagomorpha, Leporidae. The record is from RefSeq and is a predicted model, not a curated record.
UCCACCACAUUCCCUCACUUUCCAAUUCCGUCCACUGGGAGAAUAAGCCUAUCUUGACCUGGGGACACCAGUUUUUUCUUUUCUCCUCCCCCGCCCCACCUGAUUCUCACACUCAACCCUGCUGGCCGCAACAAUGGGCACCUGAUUCAAGUUAGGCAGCUCACAAGGCUCCACAGCCCAACCACCGUCACUGGUUCACGGGAGAAGCCUGGGACCAACCAGGGUCAUUCAUAUUGGAGUGAAGAAUGCCGCAGUCUGUUUGAAGAUGGAGCUGGGGUCCAUGCUGGGGUCCACUCAGCCUUGCGCUCUGUUCUGCGGCGGCUGUUCCUUUGAUGAGCACUACAGCAACUGUGGUUAUAGCGUGGCCCUGGGGACCAAUGGGUUCACCUGGGAGCAGAUUAACACAUGGGAGAAGCCUAUGCUGGACCCAGCAGUGCCCACAGGAUCCUUCAUGAUGGUGAACAGCUCUGGGAGAGCCUCUGGCCAGAAGGCCCACCUUCUCCUGCCCACCUUGAAGGAGAACGACACCCACUGCAUCGAUUUCCAUUACUACUUCUCCAGCCGGGACAGAUCCAGCCCAGGGGCCCUGAACGUCUACGUGAAGGUGAACGGCGGGCCUCAGGGGAACCCCGUCUGGAACGUGUCCGGGGUCGUCACCGAGGGCUGGGUGAAGGCAGAGCUCGCCAUCAGCACCUUCUGGCCGCAUUUCUAUCAGGUGAUAUUUGAAUCUGUCUCUCUGAAGGGUCAUCCUGGCUACAUCGCUGUGGACGAGGUCCGGGUCCUCGCUCAUCCGUGCAGAAAAGCACCGCAUUUUCUACGCCUGCAAAAUGUCGAGGUGAAUGUGGGGCAGAACGCAACGUUUCAGUGCAUUGCUGGCGGGAAGUGGUCUCAGCAUGACAAACUUUGGCUCCAGCAAUGGAAUGGCAGAGACACGGCCCUCAUGGUCACUCGUGUGGUCAACCACAGACGCUUCUCGGCCACCGUGAGUGUGGCGGACACCGCCCAGCGCAGCGUCAGCAAGUACCGCUGUGUGAUCCGCUCGGAUGGGGGGUCCGGUGUGUCCAACUACGCAGAGCUGAUUGUGAAAGAGCCUCCCACGCCCAUUGCCCCCCCGGAGCUGCUGGCCGUGGGGGCCACCUACCUGUGGAUCAAGCCCAAUGCCAACUCCAUCAUCGGAGACGGCCCCAUCAUCCUGAAGGAGGUGGAAUACCGCACUACCACUGGCACCUGGGCUGAGACCCACAUCGUCGACUCUCCCAACUACAAGCUGUGGCACCUGGACCCUGACGUGGAGUACGAGAUCCGUGUGCUGCUCACCCGACCGGGCGAGGGGGGCACGGGGCCACCAGGGCCUCCCCUCACCACCAGGACCAAGUGUGCUGACCCAGUGCAUGGGCCGCAGAAUGUGGAGAUUGUGGACAUCCGAGCCCGGCAGCUGACCCUGCAGUGGGAGCCCUUUGGCUAUGCAGUGACCCGUUGCCAUAGCUACAACCUCACGGUGCAGUACCAGUACGUGUUCAACCAGCAGCAGUAUGAGGCCGAGGAGGUCAUCCAGACCUCUUCCCACUACACCCUGCGGGGCCUGCGCCCGUUCAUGACCAUCCGUCUGCGGCUCCUGCUGUCCAACCCUGAGGGCCGGAUGGAGAGCGAGGAACUGGUGGUGCAGACCGAGGAGGACGUGCCAGGAGCUGUUCCUCUGGAAUCCAUCCAAGGAGGGCCUUUCGAGGAGAAGAUGUACAUUCAGUGGAAACCUCCCAAUGAGACCAACGGGGUCAUCACACUGUACGAGAUCAACUACAAGGCUGUUGGCUCACUGGACCCAAGUGCGGAUCUAUCCAGCCAGAGGGGGAAGGUGUUCAAGCUCCGAAAUGAAACCCACCACCUCUUUGUGGGUCUGUAUCCGGGGACCACCUACUCCUUCACCAUCAAGGCCAGCACAGCCAAGGGCUUUGGGCCCCCAGUUACCACUCGGAUCGCCACUAAAAUUUCAGCUCCAUCGAUGCCCGAGUACGACACAGACACUCCACUGAAUGAAACUGACACCACCAUCACGGUGAUGCUGAAGCCGGCCCAGUCCCGCGGAGCCCCUGUCAGUGUUUAUCAACUGGUUGUCAAGGAGGAGCGACUUCAGAAGUCACGGAGAGCAGCUGACAUCGUUGAGUGCUUUUCUGUCCCAGUGAGCUACAGGAAUGCCUCCAGCCUUGAUUCUCUGCACUACUUUGCUGCUGAAUUGAAGCCUGCCAACUUGCCCGUCACUCAGCCAUUUACAGUAGGUGACAACAAGACAUAUAAUGGCUACUGGAACCCUCCUCUCUCCCCACUAAAAAGCUACAGCAUCUACUUCCAGGCUCUCAGCAAAGCAAAUGGAGAGACCAAAAUCAACUGUGUUCGUCUGGCUACGAAAGGUGCCUCCACCCAGAAUUCUAACACCGUGGAGCCAGAAAAGCAGGUGGACAACACUGUGAAGAUGGCUGGUGUGAUCGCUGGCCUCCUCAUGUUCAUCAUCAUUCUCCUAGGUGUGAUGCUUACCAUCAAGAGGAGAAGAAAUGCUUAUUCCUACUCCUAUUACUUGAAGCUGGCCAAGAAGCAGAAAGAGACACAGAGUGGAGCCCAGAGGGAGAUGGGGCCCGUGGCCUCGGCUGACAAACCCACCGCCAAGCUCAGCACCAGCCGCAAGGACGAAGGCUUCUCUUCUAGUUCCCAGGACGUAAAUGGAUUCACAGAUGGCAGCCGCGGGGAGCUCUCCCAGCCCACCCUCACGAUCCAGACUCACCCUUACCGCACCUGCGACCCCGUGGAGAUGAGCUACCCCCGGGACCAGUUCCAGCCCGCCAUCCGGGUGGCCGACCUGCUGCAGCACAUCACGCAGAUGAAGAGAGGCCAGGGCUACGGGUUCAAAGAGGAAUACGAGGCCUUGCCAGAGGGGCAGACAGCUUCGUGGGACACAGCCAAGGAGGAUGAAAACCGCAAUAAGAAUCGAUACGGGAACAUCAUAUCCUAUGACCAUUCCCGGGUGAGGCUGCUGGUGCUGGAUGGAGACCCACAUUCUGACUACAUCAAUGCCAACUACAUUGAUGGGUAUCAUCGACCUCGACACUACAUUGCAACUCAAGGUCCCAUGCAGGAGACAGUAAAGGAUUUUUGGAGAAUGAUCUGGCAGGAGAACUCCGCCAGCAUCGUCAUGGUCACGAACCUCGUGGAAGUGGGCAGGCGCCCAGCGGGACACACUGUGGGAAACGCCACUCUAGGCCGUGCGGCGUCCCCCGGAAUGGUGAAGUGUGUGCGGUACUGGCCGGAUGACACGGAGGUCUAUGGAGAUAUUAAAGUCACCUUGAUCGAAACAGAGCCCCUGGCGGAGUACAUCAUCCGCACCUUCACGGUGCAGAAGAAAGGCUACCAUGAGAUCCGGGAGCUCCGCCUCUUCCACUUCACCAGCUGGCCUGACCACGGCGUCCCCUGCUAUGCCACUGGCCUCUUGGGCUUCGUCCGCCAGGUCAAGUUCCUCAACCCCCCAGAAGCUGGGCCCAUAGUGGUCCACUGCAGUGCUGGAGCCGGGAGGACCGGCUGCUUUAUCGCCAUUGACACCAUGCUUGACAUGGCGGAGAACGAAGGAGUGGUGGACAUCUUCAACUGCGUGCGUGAGCUCCGGGCCCAGAGGGUCAACCUGGUACAGACAGAGGAGCAGUAUGUGUUUGUGCAUGACGCCAUCCUGGAAGCGUGCCUCUGCGGCAAUACCGCCAUCCCCGUGUGCGAGUUCCGCUCACUCUACUACAACAUCAGCAGGCUGGACCCCCAGACGAACUCCAGCCAAAUCAAAGAUGAAUUUCAGACCCUCAACAUCGUGACGCCCCGUGUCCGGCCCGAGGACUGCAGCAUCGGACUCCUGCCCCGGAACCAUGAUAAGAACCGCAGCAUGGACGUCCUGCCUCUGGACCGCUGCCUGCCCUUCCUCAUCUCAGUGGAUGGAGAAUCCAGCAACUAUAUCAACGCAGCACUGAUGGAUAGCCACAAGCAGCCCGCCGCCUUCGUGGUCACCCAGCACCCUUUACCCAACACUGUGGCAGACUUCUGGAGGCUGGUGUUCGAUUAUAACUGCUCCUCCGUGGUGAUGCUGAAUGAGAUGGACACUGCCCAGCUCUGCAUGCAGUACUGGCCUGAGAAGACAUCUGGGUGCUACGGGCCCAUCCAGGUGGAGUUCGUCUCUGCAGACAUUGACGAGGACAUCAUCCACAGAAUAUUCCGGAUCUGUAACAUGGCUCGGCCACAGGAUGGGUAUCGUAUAGUCCAGCACCUGCAGUACAUCGGCUGGCCUGCCUACAGAGACACGCCUCCCUCCAAGCGCUCUCUACUCAAAGUGGUCCGACGGCUGGAGAAGUGGCAGGAGCAGUAUGAUGGGAGGGAGGGACGCACUGUGGUCCACUGCCUAAAUGGGGGAGGCCGCAGUGGAACCUUCUGUGCUAUCUGCAGCGUGUGUGAGAUGAUCCAGCAGCAAAACAUCAUCGAUGUGUUCCACAUUGUGAAAACAUUGCGCAACAACAAAUCCAACAUGGUGGAGACCCUGGAACAGUAUAAAUUUGUAUACGAGGUGGCACUGGAAUAUUUAAGCUCCUUCUAGCCCAGUGAGACGGAGAACCUGCUGGAGUCGAGGCUGUUGUGGGCAAGCCCCCUUUUCUGUGAAUGGCAGUGACUGGGCUCAGGAGCGUGGAGCUGGCAACCCUGCCCAACUCCCAGGAGAAGACUGGUGGUCCCAUGUUCUGCAGUGAGCUCUGUACCUUCUGGGCAGUCUCCUGCAGCUCUGGGCAAUGCAGCUGGGAGAGGCCCAGGCUUCCCCUCCCUACUUGACCAGCCACAGUUGGGCCCAAGCUGAAGUCCACUCACAAGCAAGGCCCCAGAUUUCUGGUUACCAGACCUCUUGCUUUUGUUCUUUGAGUUUGUGAAUCUCAUGGCAAGCUGACCGUGCAGGUGCUGGGGAGUGGGAGGCUGGCCAGCAACUCCCUGCCCUCCCUCUCCUUAGGAGUGGAGGAGACAAGUUUUCUACUCUUCCGUGCUGCUGUGGAAAAGAUUAGGGUUCUUGGGGUCACUGUUCUGCUGUCCUCUGCAACCUCCUUCAGAGGCUUCUGGCACUGGACACCUGCCAGUCUGGGUCAGUAUGACCUCAGGAUGCUCCCUAGGCCAUAGGCAGAGGACCCUCAUCCUCACACCUAACUUGCAUGGGGCUUGGCCCACUACCAUCCUGUACUGCUCCCCAGCUCAGGCCCUGACCUUCUGUCGUUCACUGGCUAGCCAGCUGUGCCCACAGCACUCUACGAUAAAGGUUCUGUUUGCUUGUUUGUGAUUAGUUGGAGGGGAUGAAGCUGGAGGAAACUCACUGCUCCUCCUUGUCUUUGUAAAAAUACCACCUUCCUGGUACAAGGCUCUGGCCAGCACAUGCAAUGUAAUCUCUGUGUCUCUUGGUGGGUAGCUUCUUUUGGGAAGAAUGAAUAAGAUAAGAAUUGAUUAUUUUGCCAAGUGUAUGUGAAAAGAAACUUCCUUUUGGGUGUGUGUGUGUGAAAUCUCGUCUCUCUUGUCAUAAAGGGACGAGAGUUGAAUGUGUACCUUGGGCCUAUCUCCCUGGCAGUGCCCUGAAAAGCCCACCCUGGAAUAGCAUGGCCAUUGAAAAGGGAGAGAUGGGAUUGUUUGGAGAUGGUCCCUUGGUUCCUGGGGGGCAGUUAUAGCACUAGCUUUUUCUAAAUCUGGGUCUCCAAAUCCAACCUCCUUCCUAGAGAAACUCAGCGGCCAUCUUGGAAAAGGCCAUCAUGGACCCAAUUAUACUUUGGUUUAAAAUAGCAAGGGUGAGAUUAGCCCUGUGGCUCUAGGGUCCUGACCAAAGUAUGGCCGAUUCGAUAACAGAGAGCCAACGUUUGCUAAGUCCCUUGCUGGGCACCUUCUAGGUGACAUCUCCCAUGGCCUCCAGUACCCCCUGGAAAGAGCCAUUAAUCUCUUAUCUGUUUUCCAACUGAACGGAGACACCGUCCUCAGUUCCAAAAAGGCAGGUGAUGGCAAAAAUCCUUCCCCGUGCUGUUUUCUACAUCCUUUCUCAGCCAAGCAAUUAGUUUAUGGAGGAAAAAUACAGCCAGUUUUCUUUUGAAACGAGAACUCCAUGAAUGGAAAUUUAAUUCUUUCUGAUGCCAGUUCUUCUGGGAAGCCCAGAACUUCAGAUAUAUUUGAGUAACUCAUUCCUGGCUCCCCAGGAAAGCUAGUCUCAUCUAAUUUCUUAGUGAAAACAAUUCUCCUGUUCCCUCCAGCUGGGAGGGGCCAGCCAGGGACACUCUCUAGCUAGUCUUAGGCAUGCUAUUUGACAGUCUCAAGGGGACUGGGAUUUAAGAACCUCCAUCUUGGAGGCUGGUCUAGUCCCAAACAGGGCAUGAGUGGCACAGAAUUCAAUAAGGCACAGUGUUUGUCUUUGUAAGCUCACUGAGUACUGGGGAAAUUGAACCAAGUACAAAAGUGGUGGAUUGUACUACAUGCAAGAGAAACUCGCUCUGCCCAAGGCUUCCUAGAGGUGACGACAUCUACUCCAGCUGGGCCUCAAUAGAUAGGAAAAAAAACUCAGGCAAGGGAUCAAUACCUGCAAUGGCAAAGAGGUGUGCAAAUGCACUGGCAGAGGCAGUCCAGUGUGUGGACAGCCCAGCUGGAGCUUAGCAUGAUGGGAAGAGUGGUAGAUGAACCAGAGUCAAGGACAUAGAUUCCUACUGAGGGUACAGACAUUGCCUUAUAGGCAACAAAGGGCCAGCAGAGGUUGGGGCGACAUACUCAGCUUUGUGUUGGAAAGGGGCUUUCAAGCCAGUGGGGCUGCCUCUUUUCCUUUCAUCAGACACUGUGAUAACAUUCCCUUAACUGUGUACCUUUUAAUACUGCAUCUGUUUUGUCUGUCCACUCACUACUUUGUUGCUGGAACAAGAUAGGCAGUAGAUCAUGAGAUUGGCUUCUAUGAGAAACCCAAGGUCUCUGGCUUUACCACAGAGCAGGGUCACCAGCCCAGGACUCCAGGCCCACCAGGGACAGGACAUGAAAAGAGCCCAGGAAAGCUGCUUCUGUUGGUAUGGGCUCUGGAGCUGUCUAGAAGUCCGGGGACACCAGACUUGAUCAAGGAAGGGCUGUCACUUUGGAAGUUCAAAAAGAAAUGACUCAAAGCAAAGGCAGGCAAAGGAACCCCGUGAAUAACUUGCUCUUCUCUUUGAUGGGCCUAUUCCCGGGUGCGUUUGAGCAGAUCCCCAGGGCCCAGCCCCCACGGAUCCUGCCAGCUUCCCCUGGCUCCAGCCCACUGCCCCCAGUGGCAUUGCCCAGCCUCAUGGAACCUGAACCAUGGCAAAUCAGCCUGUUGUAUGCCAUUUGCUCCGAUCUUGGCUCAUCCAGAUGAGGUGAGGGUGGAAGGACAGCUAUUCAACACAAAUCCUGGGAUUUAUUCUGCUCAGAAAGGAGCAAAAUCACUGGCAGGUAAAAAUGACAGUGGCUUCUACCAUUUCCAGUGGUAGGAAUUUAAAUUGUGACUUCACAGAGGAGGAAACUUAGGAAGACUCAGGCCAUCAGGAGUAAUGAAAUAUGGCCCAAUAGUAACUCCCCCAGAUCAUCCCCUCAUCUUCUCACAACCCAGCUACCUUCCAAAGAAGGCAGGGAAGAGAACAGUCUUGGACCAGUGUACACAAAAGCAGAGGGAGAUGACAUUCUAAGAUCUCACCUGGAAUGUACAUGGCAGGGCUUGGGUAAGAUAGGUAAGAUAGGGCACCAGUGCCCGGGAACCUCCACUUGCAACCUUCCAAGCAGAGUAUUUUCCAUCCCACCCCAGUUACAAGAUAGACUCACUCUACUGCGAGUAGAGGAAAAUAGUGUGACAGCUCUCAGGUCCCCACCUAAGGAGUUCUCCCCCUCUGGUGUACCAAAGAGUGGCCUCACAUAGUAAAGAGCCCCCUGUGGGUCUCACUCCUUAGAUGUGAAGAUGUAGAGAAUGAUGAGAAACAAGGAGCUGUCGCCAUAUGGCAGCUGCACCCCAACACUGUCCUUUCAGCAUUUCUGGCAUGAAGGACGUGGGCUAUCCGUGGAGCUCUGGGCCUCUGGACUGCCACAGCAGGCCUCCCUGUGGGAAUGGAGGAGACCAUCUUGUUCUGAGGGCUGGCACUCUCUGCGGGGGUGGCCUGGGCAAUGUCACACCAGACCAACCUUCACAUGGACCAAGCACACCCUGCGCUAGGGACUCAGACAUGUGCGCUUGCUGAAUUCUUUCAACAUGCCUAACAAGUGCUAGUCAUUCUCAUCGUUUUACUGAUGGGCAGACUGAGGCCCUGAGAGGAGAAAUCACUUGCCCACAGUUCCACAGCUAGUAAAUGCGUGAGCCAGGGCUUAAACUGUUUUUUUCUGACCAUAGAGAGGUUAUUUUUCCACCACUCUGUCUCAGAGUUAUGCAACAGCAGAUAACACAGUGGCUCUUGAUAAAACCCAAAACAUCCAACAGUAAGCUUAAAAUUCCUUCCUAGUCCCAUGUUCUACUUUUAACAAUUCAUGCAACAUUUGCUAAUUUAUCCUGAUAAUAUUUUUUAACAACCAUGUGCACCAUCCCUGGUGUGACUUUGAUCUUCUCAAUCCACUAUGAUGAGUUCUGUGGAAUUAUAUCCCAGUCGGGGGCACAGUGGCUGGCCAUGCUGCUUCUUCCUGAGGCAGAUUUCAGACUCAAGCUCAAGACCAGCUCACUUCCUCCUAGACAGGCUCUUUGGUGUGGGAGUACCCUGACCUCACUGUUCAUGGGUUGACCUUAAGGGAGAACUUUACCAUUUGACACAGACUAUAAGAACCUGCCCAUCUUGCAUGGUGCAGGCUGAGUCCAAAAACUCCUAAAGGGAAAGGCAAAUCUGGAUAUAGCUUUGCUCAGCAGAUUCCUGAAUGCUGGGGUUUCGAGAAGGUGGUGCCUCUUGUCUAGGUGGAGUCACAUCGUUGCUCAUAGGGGCAAAUCGGAGAACACACUUCACAUGAAGGGCUGGGGUCCAGGAGACUCCUCACUUUACCUUAGCCCCCUACACUUGCUGGGUUCCUACAGUAUGCAGAUUAGUAUGACCUCAUUCACCUCUUGGUGAGGCACAGGCUUGUGAUGGGAAGAACUCAGAGUUUAGUUUGAAUCUCAGCUGUGCUAUAGAAUGUUUCUUGGCUAUAGUAUGUUGGGCCAAUCAAUGUGAAAAUAGAUUUGGAGAAGUUUAGACAGGGAAUCAGGGAGACAAGACUAGCAAAUUGGCAUCCCAUGAAUACUCAGAACCAAGAUGUGAAUGGGCUGUUGAGCAGUGUUCUCUUCUGUGACAGAGCAGGACAAUGAAUGGGGAAGGACCCACCAGAACCACUUGGAACAAGGUGCAGCUUUGGCACAAUUCUCAGUAUCUUAGAGAAAAAGAUAAUUUCCCCUCUGGCCAAUCUUGCUUGUUCAUCCUGCAAUCCUGGAUGCUUCACUAGCUCCUGCUGUAUGUUCUCACCAGGAUCCACGUAUCCUCAGCUCAGUGUGAACCCCCGUAGAGUGUGUAGAGGUUUGGGUAUAGCUAGGGUUCUGCAGCCAAGAAAAAUGUGACCCAGAGAGGAGCAGCCAGGCACCUGCCCUGUCAUCUCUGCGGCAGUGACUUCCCAACCUGACCCAGAGACACUGAGGGAAAUAAUUCCCCUGCACUUGAUUGCCUGAGGACAGAAUGGAGAAAGCCAUUCUUCCUUAGCCUACAGCCGCCCACUCAGCACCCAACUAAAUCAAGAGUAAUACUAUGGAAAAUAGAAGUGUACCCAAGGGUAAGAACGAACAGGAUUCUGAUCCUAAGCUAUCAAGUCAAUAGGUUGUACUGGCCCAGGACCCCCAAGGACAAAUAAUCAACACAAGCUGAAGAGCCUAUGAGAAGUUCAAACAGGGAAGGCCAUGUCAUCUUACAGCUUUGACUUGCCUUCCACGUCACCCAACCAUUAUAAGCUCCUUCUCAGUCUCUGACCAGCUCCAAAUCAUAGCCACAUACAACAGGGAAAUAGGAAAAGUGGAUCUACCUAGAAGACGCCAGCUGUGAUACAGCCUUGUUCAUAUACUUUCAUUGAAGGGUUCCCUGUAGGAGAUUUUCCAGGUAUAUAUACCUAGAAGUCAAGAAAUGUGAGGCUUUGGUUUCCCCCACCUUUUAGGUCAUAUACAGCAGAGAGAGGGGUCAGUGCUGAAGUGUGCUGUGGGGGGCAGAGGCUGUUCUACCUGCAGUUUCCUUUGACACACAUUUCAGGGUCAUGAACAUUGUCCUCAGAAGAAUAGCAGAGAUGUCUAAGCCAUAUUUGAAUACACGAGGAAGUUUCUUCCAGUAUCCUGGUAACCAGGGCUAGACUUCUGCAUAGUGCUGAUUGUACAACUGUCUUAAAGAUGAAUACCAUCUCUUGCAUGCUCCCUGACCACCUCCAGAAGAGAUGGGCAAAGGUAAUCUAAGGAGCCACACAAACCCCCUAUAAUCCACCCUUGAAUGUUUUGUCUCCAAGAGGAAGGAUCAGCACCCACAAUGGCAGCCCAAGGCCUGGCAGCCCAGCCAUUGAAGAUCUUGAUGGUGGCCCAUUGGGGCUGAUAGAAGGAAUGUGGGAGGACUUGGUGUGGCAGAGGAUCCAAUAGGAAAAGCUUUGGGGGCUGUAUCACCAUGAAGCUUCCUUCCACUGUUCUGAGUGGAGGGAUAUAGACCUGAUCCUUGGUUGGAAUUUUCAAAUAAUGAAGGCCUUGGGGCCUUGGAUUGUUGGAUAGGAAAGUAUUGGUCUGAAAUCCUAAAGUUUGGGACAAUUCAUGGCUCCUUAGUGAGUGGGACUUUGUGAAAUAAUGGUAGCGAGAAGUAACCUACCCAGAUUGCAAAAUUGAGUCACUGCACGAGAGUGUCAAUGCCUUUGGGCUUGUGAAUACAAAUCAGUGGGCUUCCUAUGUGAUGGUCUAACAAACUCUCAAUGCCUACCCUGCCCUUGUGGCUUGCCUUUGGAAGAUUAAUGAUGUAAGGUGUUCUUUGAGUCAAAGUCCCCAGGGCAGUCUGGAGGUUUAGAGGCAGAGUGGUGUCAUCCUAGGUAAACAGGUUUCUGCAAAGUCAAGUAGAAUAUUAGGGCCAAUAUCCUCCAUACAACUGCAGAUUGAACAAAGCCAAGCACAGUUGCUAGCCCCAGGUCACUCCUGUGAGGGGAACCAGAACCAACGAGUGAAACGCUGUAUUCGUAAGGAAGAGUUUGCUGACUGCCAGAGAGGAUAAGCUGCCCAUCUCAGGAGCUCUGCAGCAGAAGCCAAGUGUCUCUUUAAAGGGAAGAAAGAGCACUGAUGAGAUGGCCCUUUAUCUUGCUUCUUCCCUACAUAGGCGAUAUCUCAUGCAGCUGGGAUCAUGUUUGAACUCAUUCAUAUCUGUAGAGCACAAAGCCAAGCAUAGUAUUUGCAUUGUUCAAGAUGAAACUUCCUGCUCUCCUGACCAAGCCUCCCCACCACACAGGCCAAGAUGCUGCUCUGGGCUCAUCCAGGCUGAAAUGCAUCAACAGCAAGCCCAAGAGAACAGCUGCUUUGCCAUAGACUGGCUGUCUACUAGAAUCUGAUGGGAGUAGACAUGGCCUAACCCACUGGCCGACAAGGCCAUCAGUGGCAUUCAGAAACAAUAAAGGUCCCAGCAGGGCUUGGAACAGAAACACAUCGCUAGAAGUUAACUAUCCCAACUCCCCAAAUCAAAGCCUGUUGGAGGAGAUUUUAAAAGUAAAAGCACAGUGACUCAGUUGACAUGCCAUUAUCAUGAUUUCCAGUGCACAGAUUGUUCUUUCCAGGUGGCUCUUUGGCUAGCCCAGAUUAACCCAAGCAAAUCUCUAUUAGAUAUCAGAUUCAAAAGCUCUUGUCCACCUUCUCUUUACACCCUAUUUCCUAUUAGCAAAUCAAAGGCAAAGAGUCGGGGCCUCUAUCAUUGCCUUGGCUAUGGAACACCCUCAUAGCUCUCCAAGGGCUAUCAUGAGGUCCCCACUCAACUCCAGCGAGGCUGACAUUUUAAUAUCCACUGGGCACAGUGUACUGCAUGAGACCAAAGUCUCCAUAUAGUUUUCAGCCUCCUCCACCAAUCCCAACAGCCUGCACGUGUAUAGUUUGGGUGUUUGAUAGAUAAAGCACGUACGAGAAGAGAAAACAAGUGAAGUCUUUGAAAAGCCAGCACUGUGCUGUCAAUGCUCUUUUCUUUCCUUUUCCUUUCCAAUUCUAGCUUAAAAAAAGCAGAAAGUAAAUAAUGUCAGGUCAAUGAAUAUCAGAUAUAUUUUUUGACUGUACAUUACAGUGAAGUGUAAUCUUUUUACACCUGCAAGUCCAUCUUAUUUAUUCUUGUAAAUGUUCCCUGACAAUGUUUGUAAUAUGGCUGUGUUGAAAAUCUAUACAAUAAAGCUGUGACCCUGAGA